AUGACAAGCGUAACCAAACUAUUUAAAACACUCAGAGACGCUCCCAGCAAGGGAGUCAAAAGACACAUAACAAAUGAGAUAGUGGGAAUGUAUUGUGCAACGCCUGCGCUGGUGAAAACGCUCUUAGAAGAGACGCUGUUUCUUUCCGAAAGCAGCGCGUGGGAGGAUAGAGUAGCAGGCUCUAGAGUGCUGGAAGAGCUUUUUAAGUCCGGCGCAAUAGAAGACACGUUUUCGCAGAAAGAGUACGCGCUGGGCAUAGAGAUAGACCGCGUGCUUGAAAUGCCAAAGUUUCUGGCCACGCACUACAGCGGAAAAGAAACAGUCAAGGGAGGGAAAGACUUUAUUGAUUUAGAAGACCAUAACGUGGUGCUGGGGCUCAGCGACAUAAGCCUGCCAGGGACACGGAGCGGAGAGGGCGGGCUGCUAAGAAAAAAGAAGCAGGCCCUGCGGGUCCAGAAGGACGAGGAAAAGACAGAGAUAGAGAGCAAGGAGCAGUUCUACCAGUGCGUGCUUUCCAACCUGGAGUCGUACGUGUGGGAGAAAAGGCACGGAGCAUCGCAGCUGCUGCUCGGCAUUUUCCGGGGCAUGCGCGCGCGGCCAGCUGGAGCAGCCUCGCUGGGCUUGCUGAGCUCCAAGCGCUAUGUGGAGUGCAUGCUGAGAGUUCUUAUUCUGGACAGAUUCAACGACUAUGAGAUGGACAUUGCGGUUUCGCCUGUGCGGGAGACAGUGGCCAAGGCUCUCAAGGAGCUUGUGCCGUUUCUGGCGCCCGCGACAAUAAAAGAGCUGCUUGCGCUUCUUACAAAGCUGGGCGCGUACGAAGACUGGCAGAUAAAGUACAGCGGGCUGCUGGGCCUCCAAUACAUCCAAGACGUGGUUUCUCCCGAAGAGCACAAGCCGAUCAUCGUGGACAUAGGAAACACGUGUCUGGCGCUCCUGAACGACCUGGACGAGGACGUGAAGAGGGUGGCUGCGGGCAUUCUUAUGGGGCUGUUUGAAAGAUACUGCGAGUUUUACUCUGGAGCCCCGGAAGAGCGCAUCCGAGAGAGCAUAGACGAGGUCAUAAGCAUAGAAGACACGGUGGAGGGGUGCUGGGACGCGCUGGAGGAAGAGGAAGACCUUGCUAUCUCCAAAGCCAAAAUAAUGGGCCUGCUGGAAAAAAUUGCGCGGCUCCUGAAGCACGAUCUGGGGAAAAUAACCCGAAAGAGAUGGAUGUACAUACUGUGUCUUAUCCGAAACCCGAUAGACACGGUGCGCCUUUCCGUGCUUUCGCUCCUGAGCCUCUUGCCGGUGCAGGACCCGGCGUCUCUGGCGGCGUCCCUUCUGUUCAGCAUAAUGGCAGAGCAGGAGGCCGAGAUAAGAGAAAAAACAGCAGAGCUGUUUAAGAGAGUGGCGGCCGAGGGGAAGGUGCCGGGAAUCCAGAGCAUAGUGCACGGCUUCCUGCAGGUUGUAUGCGGGCCGGCUGUGGUGGGAAUGUCUUCGCUGGCAAGCCUAAAUCUGUCGGUGAUUGUCGGGGAGAGCGACAUCUGCUCCACCGACGACGGAUGCAAGUCUCUGGGCGAGGGCGCGGUUCUCUCCGGAAGAGUUGAGGUGUUUAAGGUCCUUAUGAGCAGCAGCAGCGAAAUAAGGGAGUGUGUGUCCGCGUUCUUUAUGGCUCCGGGAAAGCAGCAGCCAUACUUCGCAGUACUAAAAGCGGUGGCCUCUGCGAUUCUCAUGGAGCAGGGCGCACAAGAGAGCGGGGCCCGGCUGCUGGACAGCCUGCUGGCUGGCGCUGAGGACAAAGACAGAAACGACCUAGCAAGGGCCGCGCACAGCCUGGCGCUACACAUAAAGGGAGCAGCAGCGGCCGAGGACGCCGAGAUUCUUGUGUACACGUUCAACACGCCAACGCCAGUCGCGCUUCUGCAGAUCAUGGCAGCGGCGGUUCGGGCCGCUUUGGGCAAGUUUGACGAGUUUUUCAAGCUGGCAAUUGAGUGCGUGUGCGCGCGCGAGGAGAGCAAAGUCAUGGAGAUGGUGAUCAAGGAAAUGGGCGAGGCCAAGAAAGCAAAGCUGAUGGAAGACAUCGAGUGCAAAGAGCCGGAGUGGGAAAUGCUAACGCUUUUUAGAGAGGUGGGCGACGCCUUUUUGGACACGCCUGUGUUUGGCGAGCUGAGGGCCAGCCUGGGAAGGUGCUCUAUUUUUCUGCAGAGCACAAUUGAGUGCUUUAGCUCGGUUGAGAAGCUGCAGUUUAUAUUUGAGUACGCUAUGGAGAAAAAUCUAGACAGAAUUGUCUCGGCCCUCAUAAAGAAGAGCCCGCAAAAGAACGAAGAGUUUAUACUGGCAGCAAAGAAAAAGCUCGAGGAAAUAGUGUGCCAGGAAAAGACAGACCACACCGAGUUUUUGGCGUUUAUUGUGGAGGUCGUUCCACACUCGCAGCUGCACCUUCUUGUGGCGAUCGCGUUCCCUUUGGUCACGGCAAUGAACACGCCUUUUUAUGUGGAGGGCACGCGCGAGCUAGCAUCAAAGGCGUUUUCUGCUGUAGCGCCUGCAAUGUGGCUGCGCACAGAGAGCGCGGUGGAAAGCCCAGAGCUUGAGAAAGAAGUCAAGGCUGCCAAGGCAAGAGUGGGCUCGCUUAUGGAGCCGGAUGCGCUGCCAAAGGUGGAGAUGAAGGUCGAGCUGAGAGAGUACCAGAGAAAGGGCGUCGAGUGGAUGGGGUUCCUCAGGAAAAGCGGCUUGUCGGGAAUGCUCUGCGACGACAUGGGGCUGGGAAAAACAGUGCAGGUGCUUGCCUUUUUGGCCGGGCAAAUGGGCGCAGGGGCGCAGGCCAAGAAAGCUGCGCUUGUUCUCUGUCCUUCUGCGCUGACUGGGCACUGGCACAUGGAGAUCACGUCGAACUUUCCCACGCUGAAGAGCGCCACAAUUGACGACUUUGGCGGAAGCGGAGUGUGCAUAUCGUCGUUUGACAAGUUCAGGCUCAACUACAGCAAGUUUGUCGAGCGGACGUGGUUCUAUCUGGUGCUCGACGAGGGCCACAUCAUUCGAAACUCAAACACGCUGCUGCACCAAAGAGUAAAAAUGGUGCGGGCCGAAAACAGGCUGCUUCUGAGCGGAACCCCGAUCCAAAAUUCGGUCGGCGAGCUGUGGGCGCUGUUUGACAUUUUGAUGCCUGGGUUUCUGGGGAAGGAAAAGGACUUCAGCAGAGAGUACAUCAAGCCGAUUGAAAAGGCCCGAGAGGGAAAGGGAACGCCAAGGGACGCAGAGAUAGCAAAGGCCAAGCUGGAGGAGCUGCACAGCUCGGUGCUUCCCUUCAUUCUCCGUCGGAUGAAGGAAACUGUUCUGUCAGACCUGCCACCAAAGGUCAUAUCCGACAUAUAUGUGGAUCUGGAGGAGGUGCAGCAGAAGGUGUACGACGGGCUGGCCGCCGGAGGAGGAGCGGAUGGAGAGUACGGAAAGGUUUCUUCGUCGUCUGGAAACUUCUCGCUUCUCACCCGGCUCAUAAAGACGUGCUCGCAUGUGUCCCUUCUAGCGGGCAACGAGCUGCCCUUCCCGCUCACGCAGAAGGAAAAGAGCCUCGCGCCCUCCGGAAAAAUAAGCGCGCUCCUGGACCUGCUGAAGGUCAUGGUGCAGACCAGCAAAAUUCUUGUUUUCUGCCAGUACAAGGCAACCAUCGACAGAGUCAUAAAGGAGGUGGAGGCUGUUCUGCCAGAGGUCAGGUGGACCCGGCUCGACGGAACGGUAAAGGGAGACGAGAGGCCGGCGCUUGCAAAGAAGUUCAACACAGACGCGGAGAUAAGCAUUAUGUAUCUAACCACGCACGCAGGCGGGCUGGGGCUGAACCUCACAGGGGCAGACGCGGUUAUCUUUUUUGAGCACGACUGGAACCCGAUGACGGAUCUGCAGGCCAUGGACCGGGCCCACCGGAUAGGGCAGAAGAAGUCCGUGAGCGUGUUUAGGCUGAUUUCAAAGAAAACAAUCGAGGAGAGCAUAAUGUCUUUGCAGAGGUUCAAGAAUUACAUCGCAAGCACGGUUGUAAACCAGCAAAAUGUAGAAAUAGAAAGCAUGGACACAUCAAACGCCCUAGAAAGACUGGUGCGGGAAAAGGCUCCAAAGGAAAAAGAAACAAGAGAGGAAGAGUACCACGACUUCAUAUAG
This is a messenger RNA of Nematocida major, 4128 nucleotides long. RefSeq names its product TATA-binding protein-associated factor. Gene Ontology annotation, molecular function: ATP hydrolysis activity; ATP-dependent chromatin remodeler activity; ATP binding. The transcript has a single exon. The record is from RefSeq and is a predicted model, not a curated record. NCBI's taxonomy places the organism in Eukaryota, Fungi, Microsporidia. The coding region runs from base 1 to 4128 and encodes 1375 amino acids.